Linum trigynum is the source of this 294-nucleotide messenger RNA. NCBI's taxonomy places the organism in Eukaryota, Viridiplantae, Streptophyta, Magnoliopsida, Malpighiales, Linaceae. The record is from the annotation of a GenBank genome assembly.
AUGGCGCAAUUUUUUGGGAGUUUUCAACAUCAAAAGAGAGGGGAUAGUGAGCAAGAGCGCUACCUCGCUGAUGGGGUUCCGCGCUACCUCCACCGGCUCGUCGAUGACACUGAGAACACCCUCAUCGAGCUGCGGAAUGACGAUGAUCGGAAGCCGUGGGAGUCGCAGCACGAGGUGGGCAGCCACGAGCUGAUGGAUUUGAGGAAGUACACGUCGGCUGCCGGCGACGGGAGGAGCCUGAGAAGGACAUCGGUGGUGGGGAUCGUCGGUGGAAGGCUCGUGUGGAAGCAUUGA